GUUAGAAAAACCCAAAAGCAUGCUCUAUCAUUCAUCACCCUUUUCACAUUCUUCUUCUUCUUCUUCUUCUUCUUCUUCUUCUUCUUCUCACACAGAUCUUCACUUUCUCUCUCUCUUUUCAAUUCAUUUUCUAAUAACAAUCUCUUUCUGGGUUUUGCUUCAAUCGUUCAAAAGAUUCAAUCUUUACAUAAAUUUCAACCAAAUUUCUUCUUCUGUUGAAAAUGUGGAUCUUGUAAUAAAAAAUACAUUUUUAUCAGUUUCAGGUUGUUCCACUUUUUCCUUUUUCAUUGGAUAAGUUUAGAAGAAAUUUAAAGUUAUUAGAGCCAAUAUGAAGGUAUUGUUUGUCGGUUCAUAAGGUUGAUAAAGGCACAUCAUUGAAAGUGGAAGAGAUUUUCGAAACUUCUGAGUUUGAUUUUAGUACGUUGAGAUGGGGAUUCAGUGCUCGAGAUUUCUUCCGUGUUGUGUGACUUCACAAGUUAAAGCUUCUGUUCUUGAAACUCCGGAUGCUGAAAAUGAUGAUAGAAGUGAGGUUAGUAACUGGCCUACAUUCCGUGAAUUUACACUUGAUCAACUUAAGAAUGCGACGUCUGGUUUUGCUGUCGAGAAUAUUGUAUCUGAGCAUGGAGAGAAAGCUCCGAAUGUUGUUUAUAAAGGGAAGCUAGAGAAUCAAAUGAGAAUUGCUGUUAAACGGUUUAAUAGAAAUGCUUGGCCUGACACUCGCCAGUUUUUGGAGGAAGCAAGAGCCGUUGGUCAGCUACGUAACCAAAGAUUGGCAAACUUACUAGGUUGUUGUUGUGAAGGAGAUGAGAGGUUGCUUGUUGCAGAAUAUAUGCCAAAUGAAACACUUGCUAAACACCUUUUCCAUUGGGAAUCGCAACCUAUGAAAUGGGCGAUGCGACUAAGGGUUGUUCUACAUCUUGCACAAGCUCUAGAAUACUGCACAGGCAAAGGGCGUGCUCUCUAUCACGACCUCAAUGCAUAUAGAGUUCUCUUUGAUGAGGAUGGUAAUCCUAGGCUUUCUACUUUUGGACUUAUGAAAAAUAGCCGGGAUGGGAAAAGUUAUAGCACAAAUUUGGCAUUUACCCCUCCUGAAUAUCUCAGAACUGGGAGAGUGACACCCGAAAGUGUAAUUUAUAGCUUCGGCACUCUUUUGCUUGACCUUCUCAGUGGAAAGCAUAUCCCCCCGAGUCAUGCCCUCGAUUUGAUCCGGGACAGAAAUAUUCAGAUGCUGACAGAUUCUUGUUUGGAGGGACAGUUUUCUGACAAUGAUGGAACUGAGCUGGUACGCUUGGCAUCUCGAUGUUUACAAUAUGAACCUAGAGAAAGGCCUAAUCCAAAAUCAUUGGUGUCUGCUUUGGCUCCUCUUCAGAAAGAAACUGAGGUUCCUUCACACGUGUUGAUGGGUAUCCCAAAUAGCACAAGUUUUGCUACACUGUCUCCACUAGGUGAAGCAUGUUCAAGAAAGGACUUAACUGCCAUACAUGAAGUUCUGGACAAUCUUGGUUAUAAAGAUGAUGAAGGAGUGGCAAAUGAGUUAUCAUUCCAGAUGUGGACUGAUCAAAUGCAGGACACGUUAAAUUGCAAGAAAAAAGGGGAUGCCGCUUUCCGACAGAAAGAUUUCAGAGAAGCGAUUGAGUGCUAUACACAGUUCAUCGAUGUCGGAACAAUGGUUUCUCCAACAGUCUAUGCACGACGCAGUUUGUGUUAUCUCAUUAGCGACAUGGCUCAAGAAGCACUUAAUGACGCAAUGCAAGCACAAGUUAUUUCGCCAGUAUGGCACAUUGCAUCUUAUCUUCAAUCAGUUUCCCUUGCAACAGUUGGAAUGGAGAAUGAAGCACAAGCAGCACUUAAAGACGGCACAACACUCGAAUCAAAGCGGAAUGCAACUUCGAAACAAAAGUGAAGACUUUGUACAGAGACAAAUACUUGUUGCUGAUUUUGUCUUGGAUGAUGAUAAUUACCAUCACAACAUUUGAUUAUAAAUUGCAUCUAAUAGAUACACCCCCCCUCCUUAAAGAAGUCGAAUGUUCGUUAUUUUUUUUUUUUUGAAGACUUUUCCUUAAAGAAACUAUGAUUGGAUGAA
Molecule: messenger RNA, 2083 nt
Organism: Trifolium pratense (red clover)
Lineage: Eukaryota; Viridiplantae; Streptophyta; Magnoliopsida; Fabales; Fabaceae
Product: serine/threonine-protein kinase BSK3-like
Exons: 11
Coding region: 428-1903 (491 amino acids)
Biological process (GO): protein phosphorylation; brassinosteroid mediated signaling pathway
Molecular function (GO): ATP binding; protein binding; protein kinase activity
Source: RefSeq, a predicted model, not a curated record